Molecule: messenger RNA, 1612 nt
Organism: Cucumis sativus (cucumber)
Lineage: Eukaryota; Viridiplantae; Streptophyta; Magnoliopsida; Cucurbitales; Cucurbitaceae
Product: isocitrate dehydrogenase [NAD] catalytic subunit 5, mitochondrial
Exons: 7
Coding region: 81-1199 (372 amino acids)
Biological process (GO): isocitrate metabolic process; tricarboxylic acid cycle
Cellular component (GO): mitochondrion
Molecular function (GO): isocitrate dehydrogenase (NAD+) activity; NAD binding; magnesium ion binding
Source: RefSeq, a predicted model, not a curated record
AACUUAUUGUUAUUUAACAAAACAUUUUUGGUUAAGACAUUCUCUUUGAUUAUUUUUCCUUCAAUUUUUCGUCGUCAAUCAUGGCUUCGCAGCUCCUCAAACGCGCCCUUAGAAGCCAGUCUGGUCAGAUCUUCUCCCUUUCAUCUAGCCUUAACUCUUCCUCUCCCUUUCCUUUUAGGGCUUUUUCUUCCGCAGCUACUCCGAUCCGAGCCACUCUCUUCCCCGGCGAUGGUAUUGGUCCCGAAAUUGCGGAGUCCGUCAAACAGGUGUUUAGAACUGCUGAUGUGCCCAUCGAAUGGGAAGAACACUACGUUGGGGACGAAAUAGAUCCUCGAACUCAAAGUUUCCUCACAUGGGAAAGCUUAGAAUCAGUGAGACGUAAUGGUGUGGGUUUGAAAGGACCCAUGGCCACACCAAUUGGAAAAGGCCAUCGUUCUUUGAACCUUACCUUGAGAAAGGAACUUAAUUUAUAUGCUAAUGUGAGGCCUUGCUACAGCCUACCUGGUUAUAAAACUCGAUAUGAUAAUGUAAAUCUUAUCACCAUCCGUGAGAACACAGAAGGGGAGUACAGUGGACUUGAACAUCAAGUGGUGAGAGGUGUGGUUGAAAGCCUUAAGAUCAUUACCCGUCAAGCAAGUUUACGGGUAGCGGAAUAUGCUUUUCACUAUGCCAAAACUCAUGGGAGGGAGAGAGUCUCUGCAAUUCACAAAGCCAAUAUUAUGCAGAAAACUGAUGGUCUUUUUCUUAAGUGUUGUCGGGAAGUUGCAAAGAAGUAUCCUGAGAUAAAGUACGAGGAAGUUGUCAUUGAUAACUGCUGUAUGAUGCUUGUGAAGAAUCCAGCACUUUUUGAUGUAUUGGUUAUGCCGAAUCUUUAUGGUGACAUUAUUAGUGAUCUCUGUGCUGGUCUGAUUGGAGGAUUAGGGUUAACACCAAGCUGUAAUAUUGGUGAGGGAGGUAUUGCUCUUGCUGAGGCUGUGCAUGGUUCAGCACCGGAUAUUGCUGGAAAGAACAUGGCAAAUCCAACUGCUUUGCUUUUGAGCGCUGUCACGAUGCUUCGACAUUUAAAACUCCAGAACAAAGCAGAUCGAAUCCAAGAUGCCAUCCUCAACACCAUUGCAGAAGGGAAGUAUCGAACAGCCGACCUUGGUGGUUCAUCAUCAACUACCGAGUUCACCAAUGCAAUCUGUGAUCAUCUUUGAGGAAUGGUGUACAUUUGCUUACAUUACAUUGCGGUAUUGUCUCUGAGGAACCUUUGUGGAGGCUUUCCUUGAUAUCUUUUCAUAGUUUCUCUGAAGAGUAAUAAGUUCAGAUCAUAUUGAUGACUCUGAAGUAGCUUUAUCCCAAGGGUGCUACUAUUUUUUAACCAUUGAUCCUUUGCUGGCCAUACCAAAGGAAAACUAAAAUGGCCUUGUUCAUGUAAUCAGCCAUACAAUGUCAGAUGAUUGAGAUCUGUUAAAUUUUAUUUCUACGAAAACAUGGCUCUUUUUUUUUUUUUUGUUCCCAUUUUUUGGUCUAUGUUAGUCUUCAUCACUAUAGUUUGUAAAAGACGAAAAAGAGCAAUCUUAUUAUCCUUGAAGCUUUGCCAUAAUUGUAUCACGUGCAAAUUAAUUUA